This is a messenger RNA of Hevea brasiliensis (rubber tree), 3147 nucleotides long. Its product is annotated as pentatricopeptide repeat-containing protein At1g18485. Gene Ontology annotation, molecular function: protein binding; RNA binding; zinc ion binding. The record is from RefSeq and is a predicted model, not a curated record. The coding region runs from base 38 to 3004 and encodes 988 amino acids. Lineage: Eukaryota; Viridiplantae; Streptophyta; Magnoliopsida; Malpighiales; Euphorbiaceae. The transcript has a single exon. Gene Ontology annotation, biological process: RNA modification.
AAUAGAACCGCGCUUGAAAAUUAUGCAGUAAGUUACCAUGGUUUCUCUGCAACAACUCAAUAACACUGCUUUAGUGUCACCUUCACUGCCUUAUCACCACCUUCACUUCUAUAGAACCAUUAGUCCACCAGCACGUAGAAGACUUUACCUCAAACAAACACUUCAACCAAGAUCAUCUCUUCAUUUCUCUACCCAUACUCACCAAAGCCACUCUGUAUCUCUAUCAGACCAUACCCAUCAGCUCUCUUUUCUACCAGAGAUUGCUAAACUCUCCGAAACUGGUAGCCUAACUGAAGCCUUGAACCUUUUUCAGAAAAACUUGCAAAAUGAUAGCUCCAAUUCUUCAGAAACGAAAGAAGCAAUGGGCAUUCUGCUUCAAGCCUGCGGCCACCAAAAAGACAUUGAGACUGGUCGAAAAAUUCAUGAGAUUGUUUCUAAAUCGACCCAAUAUAGUAAUGAUUAUGUUCUUAAUACCCGUCUCAUUACCAUGUAUGCCGCGUGUGGUUCUGUUUUGGAUUCUCGUCUCGUGUUUGAUAAUUUACAGAGGAAGAAUUUGUUUCAAUGGAAUGCACUUGUUAGUGGGUAUACUAGAAAUGAACUUUAUUGUGAGGCAAUUAAUGUCUUUGUAGAAUUGAUGUCGGAUACAGAGUUUGAACCUGAUAAUUUUACUUUCCCUUGUGUGAUCAAGGCUUGUGCUGGGCUUUUAGGUGCUGGGUUAGGGGAGGUGAUUCAUGGGAUGGUGAUAAAGAUGGCUUUGGUUUUGGAUGUUUUUGUGGGCAAUGCAUUGAUUGCAAUGUAUGGGAAAUGUGGGUUGGUUGAUGGAGCGGUGAAAGUGUUUGAUUAUAUGCCUGUUAGGAACUUGAUUUCGUGGAAUUCAAUGAUUUGUGGGUUCUCUGAGAAUGGAUUUUCUGUAGACAGUCUUAAUUUGUUAGUGGAGAUGUUAGUGGGUGAGCAAGGGUUGGCACCUGAUGUUGCCACAAUGGUGACAAUAUUACCAGUUUGUGCAAGAGAAGUAGAACUUGAUCUGGGAAUGGAAAUCCAUGGUUUGGCUAUAAAACUGGGACUGAGCGAAGAGGUGAAGGUGAAUAAUGCUUUGGUAGACAUGUAUUCAAAAUGUGGAUACUUGCCUGAAGCGCUAAUGUUAUUUGAUAAGAACAAUAACAAAAAUGUUGUUUCUUGGAAUACAAUGAUUGGAGGUUUUUCCACGGAAGGAUAUAUAUUCGAGUCAUUUAAUCUUUUGAGGAAAAUGCAGAUGCAACAGGAGAUAGAGCCUAAUGAGGUCACUGUAUUGAAUAUUUUGCCUUCUUGUUUGGAGAAUUCACAGUUGCCGAGUUUAAAGGAAAUUCAUGGCUAUUCAAUUAGACAUGAGUUUCAAUAUGAUGAAUUAGUGGCCAAUGCUCUUGUUACAGCCUAUGCUAAGUGUGGAAUGCUGAGUUCUGCUGAGCGUGUCUUUAACAGAAUGGAGAUGAAGACGGUGAGUUCUUGGAAUGCACUUAUUGGCGGUUAUGCACAAAAUGGUGAUCCUAAACAGGCUUUAAAUUUUUACAUUCAAAUGACAUAUUUAGGCUUCGAACCUGAUUGGUUUAGCAUAGGUAGCCUUCUCUUAGCUUGUGCCCACCUAAACUCGCUGCGCUGUGGCCAAGAGGUUCAUGGAUUUGCACUAAGAAAUGGAUUGGAAACUGAUUCAUUUAUUGGUGUGUCUCUAUUAUCCCUUUACAUCCAUUGUAAAAAAUCAUCUUCUGCACGUUUAUUAUUUGAUGGGAUGGAAGAUAAAAGUUUAGUGUCGUGGAAUGCAAUGAUUUCUGGUUACUCACAAAAUGGGCUUCCAGCUGAAGCCCUGACUUUGUUUCGUAAAUUGCUUUCUAAUGGAAUUCAGCCAUCUGACAUUGCUAUAAUGAGUGUGCUUGGGGCUUGUUCACAACUAUCAGCUUUGCGGCUGGGAAAAGAAACUCAUUGUUAUGCAUUGAAAUCCUCACUCACAGAGGAUGUUUUUGUCAGUUGUUCAAUUAUUGACAUGUAUGCAAAAAGUGGUUGUAUAGAAGAAUCGCGAAGUGUUUUUGAUGGGCUAAGAGAUAAAGAUGUUGCAUCGUGGAAUGCUAUAAUUGCUGCAUAUGGGUUUCAUGGACAUGGGAAAGAGGCAAUAAAACUGUUUGAGAGAAUGGAGAACAUUGGCCAAAUGCCUGAUUGUUUCACAUUUAUCGGAAUUUUGACUGCAUGUUGUCAUGCUGGGCUGGUUGAAGAAGGGUUGAAAUAUUUCAGUGAGAUGCAGAAUUCCCAUGGACUAGAACCAAAAUUGAAGCAUUACGCGUGUGUUAUAGAUAUGCUGGGUCGUGCCAGAAGAUUGGAUGAUGCUCUAAGGCUUGUCAAUGAGAUGCCUGAACAACCAGAUAGUGGAAUCUGGAGCUCAUUGCUCAGUUCCUGCAGAAGGUUUGGUGCUCUAGAAAUGGGGGAGAAAGUUGCAGAGAAGUUGUUAGAAUUAGAACCAAAUAAAGUAGAGAACUAUGUAUUACUUUCAAACUUGUAUGCUGGAUCAGGUCGGUGGGAGGACGUGCGAAGGGUGAGACAAAUUAUUAAGGAUAUUGGUAUUCAAAAAGAUGCUGGCUGCAGUUGGAUUGAGCUUGGGGGUAAAGUAUAUAGUUUCCUUGUAGGUGACAAUUUGCUGCCAGAGUCAGAGGAAAUCCGGUUGAAAUGGAGAAGAUUAGAGAAACAGAUAAGUAAAAUUGGAUAUAAACCUAACACAGGCUCUGUGCUUCAUGAGGUGGAGGAAGAUGAGAAGAUCGAGAUAUUGCGGGGGCACAGUGAGAAGCUAGCAGUUUGUUUUGGUUUGUUGAAGACAACUAAAAGUACAACUCUCAGAAUUUUCAAGAAUCUUCGGAUUUGUGUAGAUUGCCAUAAUGCAGCCAAGUUAAUAUCAAAGGUAGUUGAAAGAGAGAUAAUUAUCAGAGACAACAAGCGCUUUCACCAUUUUAGAGAUGGAUUCUGUUCUUGUGGGGAUUAUUGGUGAAGUAAGGUAGGCAAGUUUUCCAAUACUUGCUUUUGAUUAUUGAAAUCCUUAAUGAAUGUUGAUAAAUGAGAUUACAGGUCUUAGUCUCAUCAUCGUAAUAUGUCUUAAGUUCAUAAUGAAUCUGAUCUUGACAAAAAUUUUCC